GGCUGCGGCCGCCCGGGCGCUGGGUGGGGCCGGGCUGCACCGCGCCCGGCGGCGGAGGGAGGGCCCCGGGUUGCUACCGCCCUCUGUGUGCGCUCGGCCUGGGCCCGGCGUAGGGCAGCUGGCGGGCGGGGGGAGCGCGGCGUGAGCGAUGGCUCUGGGCUCGGCUUGGAAGCAGAUGUCGUGGCUGUACUACCAGUACCUGCUGGUGACCGCGCUCUACAUGCUGGAGCCCUGGGAGCGCACUGUCUUCAAUUCCAUGCUAGUUUCCAUUGUCGGAAUGGCACUGUACACGGGCUAUGUGUUCAUGCCUCAGCACAUCAUGGCAAUAUUGCACUACUUUGAAAUUGUGCAGUGAUGAAGAACGUCUUUUCAAGAAGUUAUUUGGCUCUGAAGUCUGGUCUGCAAAGAAGAAUGAACCUCUUAGUUUUAACAAGACUUCUACCGAUGUCAGAAAGACACAAAUAUGACUCUGAAGACAAGAAACAAGCUAUGUAGUGGCAGGGACAUGAGGUGUUCCCUAUAUUGUGUUCAUCCCUUUUAAUUUUACAAGAUACGCCCUUGUAUAGUAGCUUUGUCUACUUUAACAUUGUGAUUGUUCUUUGAUAUCAGUAUUUUCUUAACUUUGUGACAGUUUCAAUAUUGCACUGUGAAAGCUUUUCCUAACUGUAAUUUUGAGUAACUCUUAAUUGCCUUCUAUUUUUAAUCAGAAAAACCAUCUUAUUAAAUGGGGCUUUAAAGCUUUUGCUAUUGUAUGGUUUGCAUUUGCUGGGUAUUUCUAUUAAUGCUUUUUGUAAGAAAGGACAUCUAGAUUCCUAUUAGAGACAUGGAUAUAUUCAUCUAAUGCUAUUUACAAAAGUUGGUUUGUAAGACUAAACUCAGGUGUACUCUUUGCUGUCCAUUCCUUUGCUGAACAGUCUUAUUUGUGCAUAUGGCCUAAAUUAGGAAUGAGCAGUCAUUUCGAGUUUCUGUAUUCUGCCUCUUGGAGCAGGGUGGGGGAGAUGCAUUGAGGUGGAGUGAAGGCUGUGUUCAUGAAGUUUGGAAUAGUGCCAUGGUUCUGGACUUUAUCUGCUGUGGGGUUGGGGGGAAGACUUUACUGACAUAGGCUCACAUAAGCACUUUAAAGCAACCAUUUUCUAGCUAUUGAUUCAAUUGUACUUUUCCAGGAUGCUUUAUUAUGUUCCAAGGGUUAUGAUUUCUGCUAAUUUUCACUCAACAGUGUAACUUUGUGUAGGUUUUAAAGGGGUUUUCUAUUGCUGCUAGUGUUCCAAACAUGUUCUUGCUACAAAUGACCAAAACAUAGGGGUUUAAAUGGACUAGAGUUACAACUACAGCAAUAAGUAGCUCAAACCUUGGCUGAAGUCCUGUCUUUGUUUUGUUUUGUUUUGUUUUUUUUUUAAUAGGGAUUUUCUUUUUCAGUUUUGUAUUCCAAAAUGUAAGGUGGUGACAACCUGACUUUCCUAAGUGGAGGACUUUUUGUUGUUUAAAAAAAAAUAAAAGUUGAAGUGCAGAGUUUUGGUGCAGAACUGUCUUUGAGAAGCUGUGUUUCUGAAUGCUGCUUGCUUUUCUCAAAACUUUCCAAAAGGCAGAAAAAUGACAAGGAAUUGUGUGUUUUGGUUUUUUUUUAAUGGCCCAGUGGUAGAUAAUAGGUACUGGUAUAUCUUUUAUGCAACUUUUGUUGAAACCUGGAAGUAUGUCUAAGUUCUACAGCUAAAGUUUUGUCUUUUAGGUGUAUUUAGUCAUUUCAGUUUAUUUAAUUUUUUUUUCAAAUGCAUGCUCCUGUUUUUAAGAACUUCACAGUGUCUUUGAUUAAAAACUUCCUCGUCAUCUUGGAGCUCUAAACAGUGGGCCACAUACUUCUUAGGUGAACCCUGGCUUUACUGAAGUUGGUAGGAGUCUCCUACUACAUUAGUGCCUUUGCUUAUUAAUAACUGGCUGUCUAAACACAGGUAGGUUUUUGGGGGUGGUAGUGGUGUUGUGUUUUUGCUUUUAGUAUCCAGGGUGGUAGGUGUUUUAAGUAUAUGUGGAGAUAACAAUAAGCUAAUGUUCUCUUUUUGAAGUAGUUUAUCAUAGAGUCGUUCUGUCCAUGGAUUAGAUUUGUACUGUGACAUUCCUUUGUGAGCUACUACUGUGAUUGGUACACAUUCACUGCUCAGAAAGGGGUUUAGUGGUGUGGGGGCAUGGAGGAAGCCCUGUCUGUGCAGUGACAUUAAGAAUGUGAAGCAUGAUCUUUAAUUGUGAAAGAUUUUGUAAAGGAACUUUGAUAUACUGACUUCUAUCAGCUGUCUGCUUUUUAUUGAGGGGAAAAAGGAGUAAUAAUCUCCAGUCACUCGCAUUACAUUGGAGUGGACUUGAUAGAUACCAUACUUGAAGUCAAUUUUCUAAUUUAAGUGCAGUCUUUUUCAGUUAUAAAUCAAGAAUAUCAUAGUCUUGGACUGUUCUAUUUGAUUCUGGAUGCUUUGUUAAAGAUGGAAUAAUAUAAUUAAUAAAAUGCUGUAUAUUACUAGAA
This is a messenger RNA of Pogoniulus pusillus (Red-fronted tinkerbird), 2506 nucleotides long. It is a transcript of the gene SPTSSA, whose product is annotated as serine palmitoyltransferase small subunit A. Gene Ontology annotation, biological process: ceramide biosynthetic process. The transcript has 2 exons. NCBI's taxonomy places the organism in Eukaryota, Metazoa, Chordata, Aves, Piciformes, Lybiidae. The coding region runs from base 149 to 355 and encodes 68 amino acids. Gene Ontology annotation, molecular function: serine C-palmitoyltransferase activity. The record is from RefSeq and is a predicted model, not a curated record. Gene Ontology annotation, cellular component: serine palmitoyltransferase complex.